AUGAAAGGAUUUGUAGGUGGUGUGCCUGUGGCCUUGCUUGCCGCAGCGGCUUUGGCGCAGGCUCAGGAGGGCAUCCGAGGACCUGCUCAGGUGAACGGGGCGAGCAACGUCCGCCGCCAUCAUAUGGAUUAUGUGCCCAACGGCGAUACGGUGAUCGGAGGCCCGGGCGGAAGCGACUCGGGCAACAGUGCCGGCAUUGACUUUGAGUCGGAGUUUUCUUCCGAAGUCAACGACGCGCAGGCUGAUGAUCAUGGGGUGGACGUCAACAAGGCGACCGACUACCACCCACAUCCCGUCCACAACGAGGUUGUGGAAGGCUUCGCGGAUCCCUUCCCCGAGCCUUUGCUGGCGCCCCUACCCGUCCCAAUCAAGAAACGCCAGUACGGCAAUACGGCUAUUGGGGGCACAUCGGGAUCAGACGUUGGCAAUGCCGCCGACCUGAGUUUGGAGAGCGAGUUCAACUCCGAAGUGAACGAUGGGAUAAUCCCGAUCCAUUAUCGACGCCGUGCGAAGCGCCAGGGCAAUUCCGCCAUCGGGGGCCCUGGGGGGUCUGAUAGUGGCAACAGUGCCGAUUACGAUUCCGAAAAUGAGUUCGAGUCUGAGGUCAAGGAUUUCGCCGAGGACGACCACCAUGUUGACUACGAUGAAUUAAACAACAUUCACCCUCACCCGGUCAAGAACCAUAUCACCUAUCCGGUCCGUGAGCCCUAUGGGGUGCCGGUCUUCGUGAAGCGCCAGGGCAAUUCUGUGAUCGGUGGCCCGGGAGGAUCAGACAGUGGUAAUGAUGCGGACUAUGAGUCAGAACAGGAGGUUGAGUCAGAGGUCAAUGACAGUUAUGCUGAUGAUCAUCACAUUGACUACGACGAGCUGAAUGAUAUUCACCCGCAUCCGGUUCACAACGACGUUAAUUCUUAUCCUGUUCCCGAGCCUUACCCCGAACCUGUCCCUAAUUUCAAUUCGGGGUUUAUCGUGAAGCGCCAGGGUAACUCGGUCAUCGGUGGCCCGGGAGGAUCGGACAGCGGUAAUGAUGCGGGCUAUGAGUCUGAAAACGAGUUCGAGUCCAAGGUCAACGAUGCUUACAAGGACGACCAUCAUGUUGACUACGAUGAGGUGAAUGAUAUCCAUCCUCAUCCGGUUCACAACGACGUCAAUUCUUAUCCCGUUCCCGAGCCUUACCCCGAACCUGUGCCUAAUUUCAAUCCGGGGUUUAUCGUGAAGCGCCAGGGUAACUCGGUCAUCGGUGGCCCGGGAGGAUCGGACAGCGGUAAUGAUGCGGGCUAUGAGUCUGAAAACGAGUUCGAGUCCAAGGUCAACGAUGCUUACAAGGACGACCAUCAUGUUGACUACGAUGAGGUGAAUGAUAUCCAUCCUCAUCCGGUUCACAACGACGUCAACUCUUAUCCCGUUCCCGAGCCCUUCGGUGAGUCCUUGUUUGUGAAGCGCAAGGACGACACUGAUUUCGACUUUGACUCCGACUCCGACUCCGACUCGAAUGAGAGACACCAUACCGCCCCUUUCAAGGGGGGAAAUACCGUCAUCGGUGGUCCUAGCGGAUCUGAUACGGGCAAUGAUGCUGCCUUUAACUUCGAGAAUUCCUUUGAUUCGAAAGUCAAUGACGCCUUUCACGACGAUCAUCACUUUGACUAUGAUGAGGCAAACGAUAUCCACCCCCACCCGGUUCACAACGACUUCGAAUCUCACCCCGUCCAUGAACCGUUCCCCGUGCCCCUCUACGACCCGCUGAUUGUGAAGCGACAGGGUAAUUCUGCCAUCGGUAGCCCCGGCGGAUCGGACAGUGGGAACGAUGUCGAUUAUUCGAGCGAACAUGAGCUCGAAUCUGAGGUUCAUGACGCCCACAAGGACGACCACCACAUUGACGCUUCUGUUUUGAACGACAUCGGAGGUGGUGGAGUGUACAGUCACCAGACUGUCCCGCACCACGUGCCGGGGCCUGUGCCUGCCCCCUACGAUGGUCCUGCCCCCUACGAUGGUCCUGCCCCCUACGAUGGUCCUGCCCCCUACGACGGUCCUGCCCCCUACGACGGUCCUGCCCCCUACGACGGUCCUGCCCCCUACGAUGGUCCUGCCCCCUACGACGGUCCUGCCCCCUACGAUGGUCCUGCAUCCUUUGAGUUUCCUGGCCCGGAGUUAUUCGAGGGACCCCAGCGUCCGGCUGCCGCCCACGACCCUCAGGUUCCGGCGGCUGUCCCCGGCCCUGCAAUGGAGGAAAGUGCCCACGCCCCCCGGAGCGAUGCUAGUGUCCAUGGGCCUGCGAGCGGGAAUGUCCCACCGUGCAGCACGGUCGUCCACGAGGUUGUGCACACUGUCACUCAGACCCUUCCCUCGCAACCGACGGUGGCUCACAUGGGCAUGUCCUCGGCUGUUCCCAUGGCUCCCUUCGUCCACCACGCGCCCGCUAGCAGUGGCGGUGCGGCCUUGGGCGCAAUCAAAGACCUCCCUGGAUCGCAGUACGUCGCUCCGCCUAGCUCGUCCGCCGCGGCGCACAUGUACGCCGUGCCAACCGGUGCGAUGCCCAACGCUGCAACGCACGCUGCGCAGUACCCUGCAUCCACUGUGACCAUUUACAAGACCGGGUCCUCGGUGGCACACAUGCACGCCAUGCCCACCGGUGCCGUCUCUGGUGUCGCCAUGAAUGCCGCGCAAUAUCCUGCAUCGACGGCGACUCUCCAUCGCACCCCGUCCUCGGUCGCCCACAUGAUGAACGCUGUCCCGAUUGCCGCCACUCACCCUGCGCAACAGCCUUCGUCUACCCUCACCCUCCAAAAGACCUCGUCCUCGGCACAUAUGCACGCCAUGCCAACGGGAGCCCUGCCGAUUGGUGCCACGCACCCUGCCCAGCAGCCCGCGUCCACUCUCACUGUUCAGGCCGCUUCGACAUUCGUCGCGAUCCCCGUGUACGUCCCGGGUGCGUCCAGUGUCGCCAGUCCGAGCGGAGCGACGCCUGUCGGCUCCUCCCACAGCAGCGCGGCCAAGGCGUCGCAGUCUGCCCCGGCCUCGUCGACGCCCGCGAAGCACCACGGUAUGAUGUUCACCGGUGGUGCGGCCGCAUUUUCGCCCAACACUGCCCUGGUCUCUGCCUUUUGCGGAGCCGUGGCAUUGCUGGCUUAUGCUCUGUAA
Aspergillus campestris IBT 28561 is the source of this 3138-nucleotide messenger RNA. It is a transcript of the gene CweA, whose product is annotated as putative GPI anchored protein. The transcript has a single exon. Bases 1 to 3138 code for a protein of 1045 amino acids. Lineage: Eukaryota; Fungi; Ascomycota; Eurotiomycetes; Eurotiales; Aspergillaceae. The record is from RefSeq and is a predicted model, not a curated record.